Emericellopsis cladophorae is the source of this 606-nucleotide messenger RNA. RefSeq lists its product as uncharacterized. The coding region runs from base 1 to 606 and encodes 201 amino acids. The transcript has 2 exons. NCBI's taxonomy places the organism in Eukaryota, Fungi, Ascomycota, Sordariomycetes, Hypocreales, Bionectriaceae. The record is from RefSeq and is a predicted model, not a curated record.
AUGCUCAAGAUCCCGGCCAAAUCAGCAAUGACGGUCGCAGCGCGGGACCUAGUGAACUCGCAGGCGAGGACUCCCCAGAAGCGUUACGCGAAUACCUCCAGUCUGUCACGGGGACUCCAGAAGGUCUGGGUGGGUGGCUGGGCCAGCGUGAAGACGCGCUAUAGAGACCCUCUCGAUAUCGUGCUCGAGCAACUCACAAACUUUGUGUCGGAUGCGAGGACAUAUGUCCCAUCACCAAGACACGUGAUGCCUGAGCGCGGGUGGAAACUUGCCGAGCCUUCUAGCCCCGAGGAUCUGAAGAGAGCCGAUGAGAUGGGUCAGGCGUCUCUCAAGGACUUGAAGAGCAACAGCAAAGACACAACGAUCCGCGAGCCGACAGACGCGAGGAUAGUUUUCCAUCCUCCCCGGGGAGCUCAUGCGUCGCGGAACCUCUUCUACAAAUGGACACAGGAUGCUGCAAAGCAAGGUCGAGUGGUAGAGACCGGUGGUUCUAACACGUUGGUGUGGUACGGUCAGCAGCGAAGAGACGGCAGCGAUUUCAAGCACAUUGUCGUGGCUGAUUAUGAAACAAUUUUCCCGGAGCUGGGGAUCCCAAUUCGGCCAUGA